GUUCUCGCGGUGUCACGUGCCCCGCGUGUCUCUGUGGGGGUGUCGGGAUCCCCCCCCCCGCAGCGCAUUAGUGUCUCUGAGUUGGUCCCGCGCCCGUUUGGUGCGGCUGGGGCCGGAAAUCCCCGGCAGGAGCCAUCAAUGCCGAGUAAAAGAUGCGCAAGACCCACAAUAUUAACUGCUUCAGAAAAGAAAACCAGGAGACACAUUAUUGAUAAAAGGGUGGCGUACACAAGGAUAUACUUGGGGAUCAAAUUGGCUGAUGGCUGACCUUAAGGGAAAAACUGGAUUUCAAGAGAGACACAGACCUUGCAGGAUUUUUGCUGGAUCUAGGCUUCUGGAUUGUAUCCUUGCUUUAGUAGUGCUGUUCUGCAGUGAUUGUUUAAGUUGGACUCCUACAUGUCUCCAAGCAAAGAGAAGCUUGUCUGUGUGCCAAGAGUGGAAUCCAUGUGGACAACAUAUCUCAGUGAACCACAGUUAUCUAAGCUAUGACUAUGAUGAUCCAUUACCUAAAGAAGUAAUAGUCUCCUUACCUGAAAAUAUGAGAAUCGUAACUGCGAAAGAAGAGAGAUUUACAUGAUGACUGCUCUUCAGCUGUUGGAAUAUGUGACAGUGAGGGCCAACUGACUGCAGAAUCAGCCUGUUCUUUACCACAAAGAAGAGAACUGUGAAAGAAAAGAGGCAUUUGCGGGAUGAUUCCUCUUCAGUACAGAGUGAAGAAAACCAUAGUCUUUUAACAUACAUGUGACAGUCAUAACCAGAUAUAUAAAGGAACUGUGAAAAAGAUGGAAUGGCCAGACACCACUUACUAACAUUCCGUCCUGUACUGAUGAUGUCUUUUAAAGUGUGCGUUAUGACACUGAAUGUGUGCACUGCAAUGGAGGACUCUACAAUCCCUUAAAAUAACUGUCAGUUUUAAAGCAUAUAUGGUUCUGCUAGUUCAUGAAGUCUCUACUGAAAAUAUUUCCAAUGUAUUUAGGGCCACAUUCUGUUCCAGUCAAGUCCUCUAGUUUUGAGAUUGAGUAAAUGUUGGAUAGUCAAUCCAGCAAACGUUGUGCAGACCAAUAGUAUUGCUGUGUGCAGUUCAUUUUGCUCAUCUUACAUUUAAUUUGUAUCCAUUUGUGUCCACUUUUAAUUAUUCUUAUAAAAUGUUAUAACAUCAGUCUAAAAUAGUGUGGCGCUCAUGGAGGUAGCAAUAUCAUUUUGCCAGUUGACCUCUUACUGCACUUCCACCAAACCUAUUCACAUCUUGACAGUAGAGACCAAGAAAAGCUCCAGUAGGUAUGAUUGUCCAUUUCUUUCUUUAGGUUCAGUUAUCCAUAAGAAUUGAUAAUUAAUUUGGUACAUAUUUUAGUGAUCUUUCUAAAAAUGUACUUUCAAUAUGUGCACAGGACACUAGAGUGCCUAAGAAAUUAGUGUAAUUGCAUGGUGUCCAGUCUCCUGGAUAUACGGUAAUGUAUUCCAAGAACAUAGGCAUACCUUUUAAAUAUGAGUUUUCUAUUAAAAAUUAUUAUUCCCGAAUCUUCUAUUUCUGAUUUUUUCAUAAUGUGAUUAAUUUGAAUAUUUCCCUUUUAACAGAUAAGUCAGUAUUCAUACAAUAAGAUUUCCUGGUAUUCAGGUGAAGAUUCUCCUAUUGACUCUGAAUCUGACCUUUCGGAAAGCUUACAAUGUCAUUACCGGCAAAGAGAUGUGGUAGACCCCCUGUAUUGUCCUGCUUGGAAAAGAAAAAGAGGAAGCAAAGUCUCGAUAGAAGAAGAGGGAAAACAAGAAUCUAUGUGGGAAAUCAUAUUGAUAGAUGGUUGACACUUAAGGAAAAAUUGGAUUUCAGAAAUGAUGCAGAAGUUGCAGGAUUUUUACUAGAUUUAUAUGACAGCUAUGACCCAUUGUCAAAAGCAUCAAUAUGUUCCCUGCCUGAAGAUGUGAGAAGAAUUACAGUGAAAGGGGAAAGAGAGUUGCCAGAUGACACUUCUUUAAUAGCAGCGGAUGGAACGUAUGACAAUGAUGACCAGUUGUCUAAAGAAUCUAUUUGUUCUGGACCCGAAGAUGUAAGAAUCAUAACUGUGAAAGAAGAGAGGGAUUUGCCUGAUGACUGUUCAACAGAGACUGAUGACACAUGUACUUUCAGGUUUCCCAGCACAAACAUCAAGAUAACAUUCACAGCUCUGUCCAAUGAAAAGAGAGAAAAACAGGAGUCUCCAGAGUCUCCAGUGAAACCUGUGCAACCCCAGAUUUCUCCCUUAACAAUAAACAUUCCAGACAACAUGGCUCACCUGAUCAGCCCUCUCCCUUCUCCCACAGGAACUAUCAGUGCUGCAAAUUCCUGCCCAUCUAGCCCGCGUGGUGCAGGCUCUUCAGGGUACAAAAUGAGUCGUGUAAUACCAUCUGACCUACAUUUAAUGGCUGACAAUCCACAGUCAGAAAAUGACAAGGAAGCAUCGGGUGGUGAUAGCCCAAAGGAUGACUCAAAACCACCUUAUUCCUAUGCACAACUAAUAGUACAAGCAAUUACAAUGGCACCUGAUAAGCAGCUUACACUAAAUGGAAUUUAUACGCACAUAACUAAAAACUAUCCAUACUACAGGACAGCAGACAAGGGCUGGCAGAAUUCAAUACGCCACAAUCUCUCUCUGAAUCGUUAUUUCAUCAAAGUACCACGUUCCCAGGAAGAACCAGGCAAAGGCUCAUUCUGGAGGAUAGAUCCUGCCUCUGAAAGCAAAUUAAUAGAGCAGGCUUUUAGGAAAAGGCGGCCUAGGGGAGUACCUUGCUUUAGAACCCCUCUGGGACCACUCUCUUCUAGAAGUGCCCCAGCUUCUCCUAAUCAUUCUGGAGUGUUGUCUGCCCACUCCAGUGGCGUACAGACCCCAGAGAGUUUGUCAAGGGAAGGAUCUCCAGUCCCAAUGGAACCUGAGCCUAGUGCUAUCCAGCCAAAAUUAGCAGUAAUACAAGAAGCACGAUUUGCACAGAGUGCCCCAGGAUCACCUCUAUCUAGCCAACCUGUUUUAAUUACUGUACAACGGCAGCUACCACAAACUAUUAAACCCGUCACCUACACUGUUGCAACACCUGUGACAACAUCAACAUCCCAGCAGCCUGUAGUUCAGACAGUUCAUGUUGUUCACCAGAUACCAGCUGUGUCAGUCACAAAUGUGACUGGAUUAGCACCAGCAAACACUUACACGGUAGCUGGACAGGCAGUGGUUACACAAGCUGCAAUGGUAACCCAGCCCAAGGUAGAACCUCAAGAGAAUGGAGACCACAAGGAAGUAAAAGCUGCUGCAAGUCCUUUGCAUAUGUUAGCAACCCAUGCAUCCGCAUCAGCAUCUCUUCCAACAAAACGCCAGAAUGGAGACCAGUCAGAACAACAAGAACUUAAACGUAUCAAAACAGAGGAUGGAGAAAGCAUAGUCAUAGCUGUUAAUGUGGACACCCCAUCUGUUGCAGUGAGUGAUCAAGGCAGCCAGAACUAGAAGCGUAGUGGAGUUUCCUUUUUUCCUUUUUUUUUUUUGGGGGUGGGGGUGGGGGGGAGGAAUCCAACUCCAUGGUGCCAAAAGGAGACACUUAAAUAUAACACCUAAAACAUUGGAACAUGUUCUCACGCAGUGGGGAAAGGGGCCCUGUGAUCAGACUUCAACUUUCAGCACUGAAAAAACAACACAGGUGGCCUUAAAACUCAGUAAUUUAAAAAAAAUCAAACUGCAAAACAUCUUGUUCCAGAGGCUGUGACCCUGCUCCUCCCCACCCCCUACUGAACUAACUCUGUGUACACCGAGGAGAAAUCCAGAGUUGGGGAGGUCUGCAGCUUUAUAAAAUCUUUAUUGGAUUAUUUUAAGGACUGAGUAUCUCAGUGUAACGGCAGCAUGAUAAGCGCUUAGUGUGAACUGGUUUCAAACGAUUGUAUAUUCCUUAAAGGGAACAGAGGCAAGGAGCCAUGUCCUACAUCUUGGCAGCUAGCCUUUCAUAAUGACCUACCCAAUGCAGUUGUUGGUAGAUAUGCAGUAUUUUGUUGUUCACAUGUGGAAUUAGAAAUUUUUGAGGUGUAUUUUCAUUUCUUUGCAAAAUAAUGGGGUCUUUGACAUUUCAGAUCACUCCAUUUCUACUCCGGAAACUUUGGAAUCACACAAUACUUUUCAUGUGAAAUUUUGUUUAGUAAAAAACUGAAUGUAGGGGUUUUUUAACCAAUGGAAUGAUUUACUUUUGUCUGUCCUGUUAAAGUUCAGAUAAAGCUACUUUAUUACAUCUGCAAAUUUUCAUAUUUUAGCAGUUGCCUGAUAAAUUUAAUCAAAUUUUAUUACCAUGUGUAGUGAUCAAAUGCUUCUUCGGGCUUGCAUGUAACUGAUUAGAAAUUACAAUGUAAAUGAGCCGUUAACUGACGUAAAGAACUGCUAUGAAUUUGACCAGAGCUGCACUUACCUGUUUCUCUUUCUUGCUACCUUUUGCUGUUUGUUACUUUGUGUUGACUUUGACUGUCCCUGGCAUAUUUUUCCAGUCUGAAGUAAAACAAGAGUCUCGCUUAAUAUUGUGUAUGUUUAAGAUAACAGACUGUUCUUCAUUUAGAAAAGAUAAAAUUCUUUAUCACAAGUCCUUUUAAAAAGAGAGUAAAAAUUAUCUUGUCAGAGGUAUAUUCAGUAUUUUUAAGCUUAAGCAUCCAUCUGUAGAAAUUAAUCUGACCAGUUUAUCCAUAAAACUUUUGAUGUCAUACACGGACCCUCUGGGGUCUCCAUUAAGAGUAGCUGUUGUGGUUUUCUAACAGUGGCUACCAUAUUAUUAUAAUAAAAGUUUUGGUUUUUUUUUAAAGUGUGUGUUCUGCGGUUGAACAGUUUAAAAUGUAUUGGUAAUUAUUCACUUUAAUUGUGGUAAUAGAUUCCACCUUACAUUUCCAAAUUAAACUAAAAGUUUAAGCUGCUGUUCAGUCUUUAAUUCACAUAAUGUCUUGUUCCUUCAUACAGUGAGGUGAGUGAAGGCUGCAGAGUGGGCUUAAACUUUUAAUUCCAGUUUGUUACUUUCUGUUAUUAUGCAAUUAUUUAUAUAAAUAUUUGUUUUCCAUUUCAAAAAAGAAAAAUCUGUAUUUUCAUGAUGGACUGAAACAGCUUAUAUUUAGGCAGCUUUAGGAAACUCUAUUUACCAGAAGACCAAAUUGAGAAAUCUGUACUGAGUAUCAUGUUAAUCCACAAAAUGGAGCUGUUACAAUGUCAAUGCAGAUAAUACAUAUUAAAAAUUGUGAAAAAUACUGUACACUAGCUGAGUUUAUAAGAGGCAUUUAAAAAAAAUCCAUGAUGUAAAACUCCAGAAUGAUAUUCGAAAUGUUAAUGGGAGUUUAAAAAUUUUUUUGAGAACAAUAAGCAUCCCUUGAUAGUAAUCUGGUGGUUGUUAUUGGACACUUUAUAAUUUAUACACAGCCAUGUAGAUUUAAUUAAAAAUCAAGGCAGUAGUUGGAUAUAAACCUACUGAUUAGAACUUGGUUUCUAUUCAGAAGUGAGUCUGUUCACAACUAGAAAUGAGUGAAUGAGUUAAAUCUUUUUAAUAAAUGUUAAAUUAUUCAAAAAAUAUCACUAAGUUAGUCUAACAGUUACUCCCAAGUGUGUUUAUGAAGUGUUCACUUAGGUCUACUGCUUGUCAGUUUAUACUGGCAAUGCCAAUAUAGCUGCUAAUAGCAGAGCAAGUGGUGACUUGGUCCUGAAUGUUUAAGCAGAAAAAGGCUGUGCUGGCAAACUGUUCCUGAUCCUGCUAGCACGGAACAGAUUUGGCCCUGUCUCUUUUAUACCCUGAAGGUUCUGCAAAUGGAAAUUUGGUAGCAGAUCUUGAUUGAAACCAUUUUGAGCCACAUGGAGUUUGUCACAGGAAGUUGCCUUCAUUAAUGUAUGGGUUUCCAAGCGAUCUUUAAAAAUACUCAAGUGAAAAAUGCUUAACUUCUUCCACGGAUGCAGUACAGGAUUUAACUACUUAAAAUUCAAACCUAAAUGAAUUGACAAUUUCAGAUUAUUUUUAAAUUGAACUGUUCCUAUGGUAGGUUAAUAUAUUAUACUCUCCUUAAUGUCAAACACGUUUGGUGGUAGAAAGCACCUAGAUGAUACAAUGAUGCAUGUGGUAAGACAGGUUUGGUGAGAUUCUGUAUUUACAACAGUGCUUCUCUUGAUAUGGUACUGAUGACCUUACUGAGUCAGAGUAGAAUCUUACAGCCACCUUGCUUUUGCUUUGACUGACCAAAAACUUCCCCAAACGUGCCAUAAAUGUGGGGGUUUGGCCUCCCUCUAAUAUUGAUUGGCCUCUGAUCCAAUUGCCUCUAUGACUGUGAUGUACUGUAUUACACUACCUUCCUUCCAGUGUCCAUCUCUCCUUUUUAACCCUGCUUUUAUGAAAAAGGCUGUGAAAGAGUCUAAUAUAAGCAACCCAGCUUGUAGUACUCUAAAUGGGAUUUGACCAAAGCAUUUUAUAACUUCCCACCUUACUUAGAGCUUGUUUACAAUUGGCUAUAACUUUGCUGCUUCAGAUAUGGAAGAUUAAAGUGUUCACUAGCACCCAGUGCUAGUCUCUUAUGCUGACUUCCCUGUGUGAGGUGACUCUUCAUGGCAAUGUCUCCAAAACCCCACCUCUCCAAAGAGGACACUCUUUAAUGAAAUUGGGGUGGAGUGGGUGGUGGCACUCACUCCAGACAGCAAGAUUUUAACCCAAGCCCCUGGGAGAUAGGAUCCUCUUUUAGUCCUGGAACAAGAAUGUUCUCAGGUCUCUCCUCGUGCUGGCCAUAUGAUGCCAGCUCUCAUCUGUUAUAUGGUGCUGCAAAGCCAUAUUCAGAGCCCAAUACAACCAGAAAGGACUGCUGGUACAGUGGGACAAAACACUCAUUUUUUUUCUAGUAAGUGAAGUUAUCUGAAUGUUGAGCCCUCACACAGAUUUUUGUCUGUUUGCCACUUUGCAUAAAUGCACAACAGUUUACUAUUACACUAUUCUUGAUUUUACUGAUUUAGGUACAGCCGCCAAUGCUAACCACAAGGAUAUCUGUGAAAGUGCUUGGGUGAGUAAAUCACUUUCCAGAAUAGAUAACUAGACAGAAGAGAAAAUAGGGAUGGGAGUUUUUUCAACUUUCAUUGUUUUUGUUUGUUCCAGAGUGAAAUUAUUUAAAUCACCAAUUUUAAUCCUGAUCAAAAUCAGAAAGUUGGAAAUCUUGAUUUAAAUAUCAGUUUUGUACUUCAGUUAUUUUUCUAAAGAAAUGUUGAUUCUCAUUGGAUGUUAACCAUUAAACGUAUACUAAACAGAGCCUUCACACUAAAUUUGGUACUAAUUUUGCUUGCCAAGAAGAUACAGCAUAUUUAUACAAAUUUAUGUAAGCAGAUAUAUAGCUUAACGUACAUUUAUUCAGAUUUUUAAUUGUUCCAAAAUGGUGAACGAUGCAUUUAUUUACUAGAUUAAUUUUUUACUUGGGAUUUGUGUCAGUCUGCAAGUGGAUGGAAGUUGGAAUUCAAUCAAAAAUGCACAUAAACAGCAACUUAAAAUUGUUUUUUAUUAGUUAAAUAAACCUAUCUUAAAUGUGCUGGACAUAAAAGGGGAAACAGGGUUAUCAAAACAUCUUUUGAAUGUAUGUGUAGUGAGUGAGUUGAACUGAUUUUGUUUCUGGUCAUCAUGUCCUUUAAUACUAUAGGACUAGUAGUUCUUAUCCUCAUAUCUCAUUUUUAUUCAUAGAUUGGAAGAAAAAAUGAGCUUUCCUGCUGCUUUAACUUACAGCUGCUUUCUUAGUUUUGAAUGAACUAGUCAUUGAACUGAAAUGAAAACAUUCUCUCUCAACCUGCAGAAGAUGAUACUGCUAUCAAAAACCAGAUUAGUGCUUCAGCAACCUGAUUCCAGGUGUUCGCCAGUGUCAUCCAGCAGUUUGGCUUUCUUUAAUUUAGAUUUCAAUAGAUUACAAUAAGUCUAGACCUUAAUAUAAGUUGCUAUAAUUUAAAAUUUAUUUCUAAAAUGUAAAUCAGAUUAGUAUGAUCUCCCCUGGUUUGUUCGUUGAUGGAGGCGCAAGGCCAAUAUUCAUUUCCUUUCCUUCUUGUGCUGAAACUGUAUAAAAAACAGCAGUGUUCCUGGCAUCAUAGUUGAAGAGUGUGGGAAGCCUUGUUACCUACUCAUUUUGAAAGGAGACCUCUUGGAAAUGAGUACCCAACUCUGAAGAAAAUUAAUUCUUAUUGAUCCUUUUAUGGUGUGACUUUUGCUGUUAGCAAAUGUGUAGAAAUUUCACGGAAGAAAUUGAAUUAGGAAUGCCCUGUUACUGCAUUUAUUGUACUGGCUUACAUAAUUUUUCUUUUCAGGAUUUUGGACUGUCUUGUAGAUGUUAGGAUUGUACACAAAAGGAGGAGGUGCUGGUAAUCUCUAUGUCCAAAGUCAAGAUGAUAUCAUAGCAUUUCCUGUUCUCUGAAGUUGUAUGUGAUGUCUUCUGGAUUAAGAGUAUACAUGUGGUUUUGAUCAGCAAUAGACUAACAUCUGUAGGUUUUGCCAACACUAUGGCAACGAAUACAUAAGCUCCUCAUUAAGUCAAGAAGGCUCGUUAUCUUCAAUCUAUUAAUAUUGGCUUCAUGAGCUAGCUAUACUCCUGGGAUAAUUCUGCGCUACUGUGUGUGCGCAUAAUUAGUGAGCUCCAUAGAUAUACUUUUUGCACAGAAAAAAGCUUCUGCUGAAAUGUUGCUGUAGUUCUGCCUUUUUCCCCACCAGAGGGCGCUGUGGUGCAAGAACAGCAGCAGCUCCCAGCUGAAAAUAACGGCUGCGGUUCCACCAUUUGCCCAGUAGAGGGUGCUGAGGGGACAGAAAAAGGUGCAGCUCCUGGCCAGUGCAGGAAGGGAGCCUGACUUCUUCAGUGCCCCUUAGGACAGUUCAGGAGACGGGGGCUCAUAAGGGCUAGUGGGGGAGGACAGACUUGGGCAGGGGCUGAAUGGGAGUGGAGGCACAGGGCCAGAGUGGGGGAGGGAGGGGCAGGUCCACAUGGUGAUGGGGGAGGGAGGUGCAGAGUUACAGAGGGACAGGGAGUGGCUGGGUAGGGGCAGAGGGUACAGGUGACAUGGACAGGGGAGUGCCUGGGUGGGGGCACAGAUGUGGGGAUGGGGAGGUGGUAGAGGAGAGUGCCUGGGUGGAGGCACAGAGACACAUGGGGAUGGGGUGUCUGUGGGUGGAGGGGGACAUGUCAGGGGGUGCAGGAACACAUUAGAACAGAGGCAGAUGUGCCUGAAUGGGAGAGGUGAGGGGUCAGCUUGGGUCUGCAUGGGGGAAGCUCCCUAACAAUCCCUCCAUGCACCUCAAAAAAAAUUAUUCCAUACUCCCCCCUCCCCCACAACCUUCCAAGUUCACACCCAGUCUCCUUCCCAGUAAUUUACUUCCCUCUCCCUCUGCUCCUCUGUUACCCCUGACUCCCCCCAAGCCUUUGCACUGCUUCUGAGGGGUGUGGGAAAUAUGGUUCUGUAUUGUAGUUUAAAUGAAUUAUUACUCAGUUCUGUGUUAAUAUGCCAAGUAAGGAAUCUAUUGGUCAAAAAACAUUUCCUGAAUCUUUUCUGUUGUCUGUACUGUUACAGGUAUCUUGAAAUAAAUGACCAAAAUAAUUGAAA
Molecule: messenger RNA, 9566 nt
Organism: Mauremys mutica (yellowpond turtle)
Lineage: Eukaryota; Metazoa; Chordata; Testudines; Geoemydidae
Gene: FOXK2
Product: forkhead box K2
Exons: 16
Coding region: 1665-3464 (599 amino acids)
Biological process (GO): regulation of transcription by RNA polymerase II
Molecular function (GO): protein binding; RNA polymerase II cis-regulatory region sequence-specific DNA binding; DNA-binding transcription factor activity, RNA polymerase II-specific
Source: RefSeq, a predicted model, not a curated record